AUGUUCCAGGAGUCCUCAGCAGCACUUCAGGCCGCAGAGAAAUCGCUCUAUGAACUCAUUGGAGAAAGGUACCCACCAACUUUACAUGUUACUGAUCAACACCAUGAGAGUUUAGAUGAAAGCCAUGAACCGAAUCCUCGCACUUGUUCUACUAGUAGCCCGAACAGCAACAGUUGUGGUGGUAGUAGCUUAAUUGAUUCUGGGUGGAGUUAUAAUGAUAAUUAUACAUCACAUAGUCCAGUGCUCAGCUCAAGCACAGUAAUUGAUAGUUCAUUCGCAGAAUCUCCAUUGAGCAGCAUUUCAGUUCCAGACUUUUUUGCUGAGACCGAGUCUGCUAUUCAGUUUAGAAAAGGGUUUGAAGAGGCAAGUAAGUUCAUUCCCAGGAGUAAUUUGGCUCUUGAUGUAGAGAGUAACGGGAUCUACCUUAAAGACCUUUAUGAUCAUGAUAGUAAGCAUGAGCCUAGAGGAAAGAAGAACCCUCAUCCUCCUGAGUAUCUCAACUUGGAGGUUGGAUCUGGAAGGAGCAGUAAGCAGUCAGCAGUUUCUUCUCCCGAAUCAACAGUGAGUUCUGCAGAUUUUGACAGGAUAUUACUCAACUGUGCACAGGAUCCAGAGGCUUCACUCCGUGCAGCUCUCCAGAGUGAGAAGAACAAGACAGCACAGCAGAAUAGACAAACCACCAAAGGGUUGUCUAGUAGUGGUGGCAGAGCUCGAGGCAAGCGCCAGGGGAAAGCUAAACAAAAUGUGGUUGACUUAAGGACACUGUUGACUCUCUGCGCACAGGCUGUUGCUGCUGAUGACAGGAGGAACUCAAACGAUCUUUUGAAACAGAUAAGGGAUAAUGCUUCCCAAACUGGGGAUGGAAUGCAGAGACUCGCAUACAUUUUUGCAGAUGGUCUGGAGGCACGCUUAGCUGGCUCGGGAACACAAAUAUAUAAAGCACUCAUUACAAAGCCAACCUCAGCUGCUGAUGUGUUGAAAGCGUACCAGCUGUUUCUAGCUGCAUGUCCAUUUAGGAAGCUCUCGAACUUUUUCUCAAACAAAACAACAAUGAACUUGGCUCAACGUUCGACAACGAAAACUCUUCACAUAGUUGAAUUCGGAAUUCUUUAUGGUUUCCAGUGGCCAUGCCUCAUUCAGCGCUUGUCCUCCAUGCCUGGUGGGCCUCCAAAGCUUCGAAUCACAGGAGUCGAUUUCCCGAACCCGGGUUUCCGGCCAGCUGAAAGGGUGGAGGAGACUGGGCGUAGGUUGGCAAACUACGCUAGAACUUUCAAUGUUCCGUUCGAGUUCAAUGCCAUUGCACAGAAGUGGGACACUAUUCGGAUCGAGGAUCUCAAGAUUGAGAAGGGUGAGGUUCUGGUUGUGAACUGUUUAUUCAGGCUGAGAAACUUGCUGGAUGAAACGGUGGUGGUGGACUGUCCUAGGAACAUUGUCCUAAACCUGGUGAGGAAGAUGAGGCCCGAUGUCUUCAUACUCGGCGUUGUCAAUGGAGCCUACAGCGCACCAUUCUUCAUCACCCGGUUCAGGGAGGCUCUCUUCCACUACUCCACUUUGUUUGAUAUGUUGGAGACUACUGUUCCACGUGAUAUCCCGGAGAGGAAGCUUAUUGAGAGAGAAAUUUUCGGUUGGGAGGCCAUGAAUGUGAUUGCUUGUGAAGGUGCAGAGAGGCUGGAGAGGCCAGAGACAUACAAGCAGUGUCAAGUCAGGAUGCAAAGAGCUGGGUUCACACAGCUGCCUCUGAAUAGGGGGAUUUUUACGAUUGCAAAAGAAAAGGUGGCAAGGGGCAUUGUGGGGUGACCUUGCCAUAGGGCAAUGGUUUCUUCAUUCUGUGAGUUCAUGGACAAUCAGUGAGAGACUGAGAGUUGCAGCGUUAGCCAAGAGAGUUCCCUGCUUUCUAGGCGUGCAAUGCAGCAGUAUCCAUCUCAAUGAGCGAGGAAGAGAUGAUCGUUGACCAAUGAUCGAUCAAGUGUCUCAUGGCAACCGCUAGAGCUUCUUGUUUGAGAGCUAAGGAUCAUCUGUAGCCUUGAAACUGUGUUGAAAAACACAUCACAGAAGAGAAGAUUACAGUUUUCGUUUUUCGCCAUGUAUAGCUUCAGAAGUGUAAAUUUCUUGAUUUGUUUUUAGUGUUCCGUACAUUCCUAAGCUAUUAGCUGUGGCAAUGCAUCAAAAUGGCUAAUCUAAUCAGAUUCUGUUGGCAGAAAUAUCUGCAAUGUUUCUGAUAUCAGCUCUAGGAUCUGCAGACUUUUGAGUUGAAUAGUUCGUUAAGUACCCCAUAGUAAUAAUUUUGUUCUUUAGCCAUUCACCUCAUCGUAUGGUUCUGAAAAUGCAAGUGGGUGAUGGUGAUAGCGGUGGUGGCCGUCAUAUUCUCGUUAGAAAAGUCCUCAUCCAUGUCUCUUUCUCCUGUUUUUCCCAAAUACAAUGCACAGCUGAAGCACUUUGUUUGUUUUCUCUAUAAAAUCUUUGGUCUUGGUCACUGUCAGCUUUGUAUAUAUAUAUUUUUUUUGUUUCACCAAACUAGUAGCUUGUCAAUGUCUCCUAGCUGGUUCUACGGCUGGAGUCAGCUGA
Messenger RNA from Linum tenue, 2565 nucleotides. Lineage: Eukaryota; Viridiplantae; Streptophyta; Magnoliopsida; Malpighiales; Linaceae. The record is from the annotation of a GenBank genome assembly.